Molecule: messenger RNA, 1151 nt
Organism: Miniopterus natalensis
Lineage: Eukaryota; Metazoa; Chordata; Mammalia; Chiroptera; Miniopteridae
Source: RefSeq, a predicted model, not a curated record
CCCGCUUCUCCUUCCCAGUCGACGGUGUGUGAGAAGAUCAUGGAGCUGCUGGGGCAGAACGAAGUCGACCACCGGCAGCGCAAGCUGGUCAUCCUGAGCCAGGACAGGUUCUACAAGGUUCUGACCGCCGAGCAGAAGGCCAAGGCGCUGAAGGGACAGUACAACUUCGACCACCCGGAUGCUUUUGAUAAUGAUUUGAUGCACAGGACUCUCAAAAACAUCGUGGAGGGCAAAACUGUCGAGGUCCCAACCUAUGAUUUUGUGACCCACUCAAGGUUACCGGAGACCACGGUGGUCUAUCCUGCAGACGUGGUUCUAUUUGAGGGCAUCCUGGUCUUCUACAGCCAGGAGAUCCGGGACAUGUUCCACCUGCGCCUCUUUGUGGACACCGACUCUGACGUCAGGCUGUCGAGAAGAGUUCUCCGAGAUGUGAGCCGCGGGAGGGACCUGGAGCAGAUCCUGACCCAGUACACCACCUUCGUCAAGCCAGCCUUCGAGGAGUUCUGCCUGCCGACAAAGAAGUAUGCGGACGUGAUAAUCCCCCGCGGGGUGGACAACAUGGUUGCCAUCAAUCUGAUCGUGCAGCACAUCCAGGACAUCCUGAACGGGGACAUCUGCAAGUGGCACCGCGGAGGGGCCAAUGGGCGGAGCUCCAAGAGGACGUUUCCUGAGCCAGGAGACCAUCCCGGAGUGCUGACUGCCGGCAAACGGUCGCACCUGGAGUCCAGCAGCAGACCACACUGAGGAGCGGCGCUCAGCCUCCAGCAGGUCCCCUGGAGGUGCCCGCCUGCCCCCAAAUCACACCCUCCGCUUCCUCUCCGUCUGGGACAGCCUGUGGUGUGAAGGUCAGGGGUCCUCAGUACCGGGAGCCUGGCUGCGUGCUCCAACCCAGUUCGAUGGGUGAUGGCAGUGUUUGCACCUGCUUCCUCGCCGUGCGGAGGGUUGGAAGUCUCAGGUCACUGAGAAAUGCCAGAGUGAGCGGUGUCCUGUGGCGCUUACCUCCAGAAGGUGGCCAGGUGUUUUGGAGGACCGGAGAAACAGCCAGGAAGCGCUGGCUGUUCAGUGUUUUUGACUGAUCUCACGGCAAGUUUUUCUAGUAGAAUCUGAUUGUCAACUGAAAGUUUGAAAAUACUUUCCCAUUUUGUUAUACA